This is a messenger RNA of Tachyglossus aculeatus (Australian echidna), 2421 nucleotides long. It is a transcript of the gene COL9A2, whose product is annotated as collagen type IX alpha 2 chain. The coding region runs from base 1 to 2256 and encodes 751 amino acids. NCBI's taxonomy places the organism in Eukaryota, Metazoa, Chordata, Mammalia, Monotremata, Tachyglossidae. The transcript is spliced from 35 exons. The record is from RefSeq and is a predicted model, not a curated record.
AUGGAUGAGGGAUCCCGCCACCUCCCUUCAACCGGAUCCUCCUCAGAGCGGGACGAGCCAGCUGCAGCCGCCUAUUUCCGGCUCCCUCCUCCCCGCGGGGCCGGUUCGCGCAGGCGCGCCGCCGCCGCCGCCCGCCCCCCCCGCCUCAGGCGUCACACAGGCCGGGGCCUCCGGGAGCCAAUCAGGGACGGGCCCUAUUGGAUCUUGGGUUUUGUGCUGGAAAAUCUGGAGAAUCAUGAGAAUGAGACCAGUGCCUUUCAGAGGGGCCCGCCAGGCGAACCAGGCCCACCCGGUCCCCCGGGCCCGCCAGGAGUGCCCGGAUCCGACGGCAUUGACGGUGACAAGGGCCCCCCAGGCAAAGCUGGUUCCCCGGGGACGAAAGGUGAACCGGGGAAACCGGGACCAGACGGGGCAGCGGGGAAGCCUGGGAUUGAUGGGUUAACUGGACCCAAGGGAGAGCCAGGGCCUUUUGGAGUCCCAGGGGUCAAGGGCCAGCCUGGCCUCCCUGGUCCCCCGGGUCUGCCGGGCCCCAGCUUUGCAGGACCUUCUGGACUGCCAGGGCCCGUUGGAAUUCCUGGAGAGAUCGGCAUUCCAGGGCCUAAGGGGGAUCCUGGACCUGAGGGGCCGUCGGGCCCUCCUGGCCCCCCAGGAAAGCCGGGAAAGCCCGGGACCAUCCAGGGGUUGGAGGGCAGUGCCGAUUUCUUGUGUCCAACCAACUGUCCAGCUGGCGUGAAGGGACCUCAGGGACUGCAAGGGGUGAAAGGACACAGAGGACGCACUGGGCCCCUCGGGGAGCCUGGACGGCAAGGGAGACUGGGUCCUAAAGGAGAUGUUGGCCCCUCUGGAGAACAAGGCAUCCCCGGCCCUCCAGGUCCCCAGGGUAUCCGGGGGUACCCUGGUGAGGCGGGACAGAAAGGAGAGACGGGUCCCCAAGGCUACAAAGGAAUGAUUGGCUCCAUUGGGAUUGCUGGAAGGCCAGGUGAGGAAGGUCCCAAGGGGCCUCCAGGAAGAGCUGGGGAGAAGGGAGAUGUUGGCGGACAUGGUAUCAGAGGACCCCAGGGAGGAGUAGGCCCCAAGGGAGAGAAUGGCCUCCCUGGGAUCGAUGGCAAGGAUGGCACACCGGGUAUUCCUGGCGUGAAGGGCAGCAUUGGACAAGUUGGGAGACCGGGGAAUCCUGGACAUCAGGGUCUAGCAGGUCUUCCAGGGCAACCCGGAACCAAAGGAGGCCCAGGAGACAAGGGUGAACCAGGCCAACGAGGUCUCCCCGGAUUCUCUGGACCCCCUGGGAAAUUGGGAGAACCUGGCCCGCGAGGAGAAAUAGGGCCACAGGGUGUACCCGGGGUGAAGGGUGACCAGGGAGAGAGAGGGUCGGUGGGGUCCCAAGGCCUGCAGGGUAAAGCGGGCCCCAAGGGAGAGCAGGGACCUCCUGGGAUCCCGGGACCUCAAGGCCUGCCAGGAAUCAAAGGAGACAAGGGCUUCCCUGGGAAGACGGGCUCCAAAGGUGGCAUUGGUGACCCUGGGGUAGAAGGGCUUCCAGGACAGAAGGGCGAGAAAGGGGAGUCCGGCGAACCAGGCCCCAAGGGACAGCAAGGCAUCCAGGGAGAGACUGGCUACACGGGACCCAUGGGGGACUCGGGGGCUCCUGGCGUUCAGGGGUACCCUGGGCCCCCAGGCCCCCGAGGGCUGAAUGGAAACCGGGGUGUUCCGGGCCUGCCCGGGCGACAAGGCAUGGCAGGCAGGGAUGCUGGGGACCAGCACAUCGUGGAUGUGGUGCUGAAGAUGCUGCAGGAGCAACUGGCAGAGGUGGCUGUCAGUGCCAAGAGAGCAGCCCUGGGUGGAGCAGGGGUGGUGGGCCCCCCUGGACCACCUGGCCCCCCUGGAUAUCCUGGCAAACAAGGCCCCCAUGGGCACCCUGGCCCCCGGGGCAUUCCAGGCAUCAUUGGUGCUGUUGGACAGAUUGGGAAUACUGGACCUAAAGGGAAACGUGGGGAGAAGGGAGACCGUGGAGAGGUGGGACGUGGACACCAAGGCUUGCCGGGCCCACCUGGCAUCCCAGGUCUCCCUGGAAGACCCGGCCAGGCCAUCAAUGGCAAAGAUGGAGAAAAAGGCUCCCCUGGAGCCCCUGGGGAGGCAGGACGCCCCGGUCUCCCAGGCCCCGUCGGCCUCCCUGGUUUCUGCGAGCCUGCUGCCUGCCUGGGGGCUUCCGCCUAUGCCUCUGCCCGCCUCACCCAACCUGGGACCAUCAAAGGACCUUGAGCAGAUAUGGCCUGCACCAGGGACAUCUCGGUACUCUGGCAGAGACCUCCACUCCCAGAGGUGGCUGACUUAGGACUCAAGGCCUGAGACCCUGGCAUCCUGGGGACCACCAUGUGGCCUUCUGGGAAAUUCCAAAAUUUGGGGGGAGGGAGGCAAGAACAUAAA